This is a messenger RNA of Zophobas morio, 2172 nucleotides long. RefSeq lists its product as uncharacterized. Gene Ontology annotation, biological process: regulation of transcription by RNA polymerase II. NCBI's taxonomy places the organism in Eukaryota, Metazoa, Arthropoda, Insecta, Coleoptera, Tenebrionidae. The transcript is spliced from 6 exons. Gene Ontology annotation, cellular component: nucleus. The coding region runs from base 230 to 2035 and encodes 601 amino acids. Gene Ontology annotation, molecular function: DNA-binding transcription factor activity, RNA polymerase II-specific; RNA polymerase II cis-regulatory region sequence-specific DNA binding. The record is from RefSeq and is a predicted model, not a curated record.
UGAACACGGUAAUUUGAGUGAAAAUACGGUAAAUUUUAGCUAUGUUUACGGUAUUUUCUUCCCGCAAGGUUGGCAACACUGAUUGUAAAUAAUUUCGAUUUCGAAAAGUCAAAGUCUAACCUUACUUUUACACGUUUAUUUUUUCAUUGUUUUUAUUUAAAAUCGACCAAUUUAUGGCUGACUGAAACCCACGUACUUUAAAAGGUGUUUCAACAUCAGCAGCUGAAAAAUGAAGAAUGCAAAAAGGGGGUCGUUUUCUCAGUCUGAGACAGAUUUGGUCAAAAAUAAAACGAACGGUGAUUCUUUAGUUUCGGAAUAUGAUACAACCAAGAGGAAAAGAAAAGCACAAGCCGAAAUUGAUUUAGGUGUAGACAGUGGGGCAUCAAAAAGACAGAAGAAAAAUAAACGCUUGUCUCAGGAAAGUGUGAUAGUGGAGGAAACCUCACAGCCCCCAGUUUCCUCAAAAAAGAAGAAAAAGAAGAAAUAUGUCGAUCAGAGUGAGGUUGAGGAACAGCUGCCCCCAGUUGAGUUUGAAACACAUGAAGAGAAUACAAAAAAGAAGAAACAUAAGAAGGAAAGAAAAGAAAAUAUUACUUCUAAAAAGAAGAAACAUGUAGAUAAUGAGAUCCAAGUUGAAGCAUAUUCAGAGGAAGAUACAAAAAGGCACAAACAUAAAAAGAAAAAAUAUGAAGAUGAUCAGAUUGCAGACAGUGAAAGUGAUGCUUUAGUUGCACCUAAAAAGAAGAAAAAGAAACGCAAAAAUGAACACGAAGUGAUAAAAGAAGAGAAAAGUAAAAUAAAGGAAGAGAAGACUGAAAGAAAACGAAAAAAGCAAGAAAACACAAAGUGGAGUGUCAUUUUUUCUGAUUAUAAUUUUGACACAGAUGAUGAGGACCGAUUAAAAGAAGAGGUUGCUUGGUUGGAAGCAGAGGCGGAGGAAAUAAAAGAAAAAAAUCGAUUAAAUAGUGCAGAAGAAAAGAAACUUAGUGAAUUAAGAAUAAAUGUUCCAUGGCCGGUUCCUCCUCUUCAUAUGAUAGAAACCCGAAUAACCAUGAGACCAAAUGAACAACAGAAAAAGGCUAUAGAGGACCUGGGGGUACCGAUUAAGUCGGCGACUUAUUAUAGUAAGACUGAAGAUGAGCAGAUUACCAAAAACUGGAAAGAAUUUUGCAAAAUGCACGAUCUCCCUGAAGACCCCAAACCCUUCCACAACACGGUGAAUCCAGACGGUCAGGUAAUCAUUUCAUUGCCGGAAAGGCUGAAUUUCGCUCGAUUUUUAGCCCACAACCUCCACGACCGCCUCCUGUGUUCAGUGUACAAGAGAUUUCGCCGGUUAUUCCCUCAGCAACAACAGAAAACCGGAAGUCGAUUUACGCCGGAAGAGGACGCCAAAAUCGUCAAAUACCUGGCAAAAUCGUCCAGCAGGACACCGUGCGCAGACUUGGGGGCUUUACUGGGCCGAAACAAGGACGCCAUAGAAAAACGGGCCCGCAUUCUGAAGGAGGAGGCCAGUUUUGGGAACCUCGACGUUAAAUGGGACACCGAGAGGAUCCAAGAGUUCAUAAAUCACGCUGUGGAGGUCACCCAAGUGAAGAAAGUGAAGCAUCUGAAGAAACGGGAAAUCACGACUGAAGAAUGGCGCCGUUUAGAGGAGAGAUUGCGCAUCCCAGUGCGCAAAUUACAGAAAGGGUGGGCGUGCCGGAUUUACCCGACGUUGUUUGUGAAAGUCCACGCAAGCACCAUGCAAGUGAAAGAGAGUCUCAUACGGCUAUUAGUACAGAGGGGUGAACGUGAUUUUAAAACAGUCGAUUGGAAUUUAAUUCAGGAGGAGCUGGGUCAAGACGGUCAAGGUUUCACAGGGCGAGGUCUCCACGAGUUGCUACAAGGCAUGAUUUAUCAUUGCGUUCCGGUUGAGCAACGAAACGACGCAAAAGUGUGUUUAGAAUAUCUGCAACAAAUUUUAAAAAACGGGGGUAUGAGAGGCCGCAAAAUAAAAAAAAUACAUGUGAAUGACGAGAACGAGAUACUCACGUGAUGAAAUUGCAGAAAAAGGAACUAUCAACACAAAAACAGGAUACAUUCCAUAACUGGAAACCCCCACAUCCACUGCAAUGACUUUAUUGUACCUUUACAAACUUAAACUUAUUACGAAAUAAAUUUUACUUUUGUGAA